UUACUUAUUUAGUACAUGGGGUCGGUUGUAUUCAUACUACACUCUGUACUUAAUGUGCAAAUCCAGGUACUUCCGCGCGCGGUGAUUGCUAGAGUUCACACCGGUACCAACUUGUGGAGACUACAAAGAUAUCUAGCAUUUGUUUGCAAUUUCAAGUCAACACCAUCUCCAGAUUCUUCUAGAUUGCUCCCUGUUUCAGACAUGGACUACACUGGAGGUCCAACUUUGUUUCCCUUGCAUCGCUGCAAAACAAUUCACCUGGUAAGGCAUGGCCAGGGCAUUCACAAUGUUGAAGGAGACAAGAAUUACAAAGCAUACCUGUCUCCUGAAUAUUUUGAUGCACACCUUACUACACUUGGUUGGCAACAGGUUGAUAAUUUGCGUAAACACGUUCAUGCAAGUGGCCUCUUUAAGAGAAUUGAGUUAGUUGUCACGUCUCCUCUGCUAAGGACAAUGCAAACAGCAGCUGGAGUAUUUGGUGGUGGUGGCUACAAAGACAGGAUGGAUAUACUACCAUUGAUGGUGGCGAACACAGGAUAUAGUGACCGCUCUGCAAUUUCUAGUCUGGAUUGCCCUCCUAUCAUCGCGCAUGAGCUUUGUCGUGAACACUUGGGUGUUCAUCCUUGUGAUAGCAGAAGGAGCAUAAGUGAAUAUCAGUGUCUCUUUCCUGCAAUUGAUCUUUCACUGAUUGAAAGUGACGAGGAUACCCUGUGGAAGGCCAAUGUUAGGGAGACAAAGGAAGAAGUCAUGGCUAGGGGAAUAAAAUUCCUGAACUGGUUACUCACACGAAAAGAGAAGGAAAUUGCUGUAGUCUCACAUAAUGGACUCUUGUUUCAUACAGUGAAUGCACUUGGAACAGACUGUCAUCCUUUUGUGAAGAAGGAAAUUUGCAAACGGUUUGCUAACUGUGAACUCCGGUCUAUGGUGAUUGUUGACAGGAGCAUGAUCGGAUCAGACUCUUCGAUUACUAAUUACCCAGGAAAAAUACCUUCUGCUGCUACUUUACCUAGUGAGGCUGCAGAUGAGAAAGUUCUGGAGAACGAUGACAACCUCAAUGAUAAAUGAUAACCAUUGGUAUUGACAUCAUUCAUUACUGUGGUAUAUCUAAGAGGAUUGCUCAAGUACACCAAUUAUUUUUGAGAGUACGUGUCAUCAUCAUUGAGACAAUAUUAGACUCGCAACGAAUUCUUGGGAUUCUGGGUUAGCUUCUCUUUCCAAUGUGCAAGCCACAUUCUACACAACCCUUUUCUUAAUGUUAUGGUCUAAUUAAGGUUAUGAGCCUAAAAUUGUUCUUGAAAAGGGAAAAAAUAGGAAUGGAAAUAAUCUCAUCAA
This is a messenger RNA of Nicotiana attenuata, 1332 nucleotides long. Its product is annotated as phosphoglycerate mutase-like protein 1. The record is from RefSeq and is a predicted model, not a curated record. Gene Ontology annotation, cellular component: cytoplasm. Gene Ontology annotation, molecular function: phosphatase activity. The transcript has 11 exons. Lineage: Eukaryota; Viridiplantae; Streptophyta; Magnoliopsida; Solanales; Solanaceae. Bases 16 to 1065 code for a protein of 349 amino acids.